Messenger RNA from Gekko japonicus, 873 nucleotides. RefSeq names its product PERP, TP53 apoptosis effector (gene PERP). Bases 226 to 783 code for a protein of 185 amino acids. The transcript is spliced from 3 exons. Gene Ontology annotation, biological process: cell-cell adhesion. Gene Ontology annotation, cellular component: cell-cell junction; membrane. NCBI's taxonomy places the organism in Eukaryota, Metazoa, Chordata, Lepidosauria, Squamata, Gekkonidae. The record is from RefSeq and is a predicted model, not a curated record.
GUUGCUGCAGCCAUUGCGUUCUCAGGGAAAGGAAUCUAGGUGCGGCCCUCUCCUCCCUAGGAGCUUUUCUGCUGAUUAAAAAGGCCGGGGCUUACUCACACCUCGCUUGCUCACACACAAGCCCUGCUGAAGGAAACUUUCUUGAAGAAGAUUCCAUCCAGUCCCUCAGGCUUGUCCGUUUUUGUUGUUGCUGCUGCUGCUGCUGCUGAAGAUUGUCCGGGCAAAAUGGUGAGGUGCGGCCUGGCCUGUUGGCGCUGUAGAUGGCUACUGCCUCUGCUCUUGGGUUUAGCGAUCAUCCAAGGCAUAAUCGCUUUGGCUGGCCGGGGUUGGCUGGAGUCGGCGUCGUUCCCCUAUGUCCGCCAAGCCUCUCUGUGGUCCGACUGCAUCAAACAAGGGCCAGAUGAUUACAACUGGAUGUGCAAUUCUCUCAUGGACUAUAGCUGGGGUAGAGCUGCAGCUGCUACAUUCCUUGUGGGCUUUGUCCUCGUGGUCAUCUGUUUUAUCCUGGCAGUCAUCGCAUUUUCUAUUGAAAUAUUAAGGUUUAACUUUGUUCGAGGAAUAGGAGGCCUUCUCUUCGUUGCUGCGGCUUUCCUAAUUAUAGGUUUGGUGAUCUAUCCCGUCAAGUUCACAGAAGAGAUUCAGUUGACAGGAGACAACAUGUUCAGUUGGGCCUAUGGCUUUGGUUGGGGUUGCGCUGUUAUGGUGAUAGGAUGUGCAUUCUUCUUCUGCUGUCUUCCCAACUGGGAAGAUGAAGUCCUGGGCAACAUAAAGCCCCUCUACUAAGGUGCAGAGGGAAUUCGAUGCGGAUCUGAAAAGAUUAUUUGAAUAAAUGAUACAAACAAUGUUGUUUUUGCUUUACAUGAAAAAUCAGAA